Aspergillus steynii IBT 23096 is the source of this 753-nucleotide messenger RNA. RefSeq names its product sulfotransferase family protein. The annotation marks the transcript as partial. The record is from RefSeq and is a predicted model, not a curated record. Lineage: Eukaryota; Fungi; Ascomycota; Eurotiomycetes; Eurotiales; Aspergillaceae. The transcript is spliced from 2 exons.
GCAAUGCAAAAAGCCCUUGGAAUACUUGGCAUUAACUGCUACCACGGGGCAGAUAUGUUCGUUUCCUUGCCCAUUGAAUUCCAGCUCUGGAGUCAUCUACUCGGGGCCAAGUUCUCCUAUAGAAACGACAGUUUCCAUCGCGAGCGAAGAAUCUGGGAUCGCCUUCUUGGCAAUUUCAACGGGGUAUCUGACAUCCCCUGUAUUGCUUUCGCGGAAGAGCUGCGCGAAGUGUACCCCGACGCGAAAGUGAUUCUCGUCUCGCGCGACGUGGAGUCAUGGAAACAGAGCUUCAUGAGCGUUGUGGGGACUGUAAUGAACGAUAGGAAGAUCGUGUGGCUAGCAUGGUACCUUAGGAUUGACCGUUGGCGAUUCAGUCCGUUCAGAGAGGUCCUCAAAUUAUCGAUAGAAGGACUCUUUGGUGGGACCUCGAUAGAGCACAUCAAUGACAACGCGGUAAGAACAUACCGGGAGCAUUAUGACCUUGUGCGGAGGAUUACGCCACCCGAGCAACUGCUCGAAUAUGAAUUAGGGAGUGGAUGGGAGCCUCUGUGCAAGUUCUUAGGAAAGCCGGUCCCAAGUGAGCCGUUCCCACGGAUCAAUGAUCGCGAGUCACUCCAGAAAUCAUUUCACCAGGGGAUGCGUAUUGAGCUCCUGAAAUGGGUGGGAGUUGCUGCUGCUGCGGUGGGAGGAUCAGUUUUGCUAGUCUGCAAAGGAAGGGAUUUAUUUGAUUUGGUUUUUGCACGCGUCCGUUAG